AUGAAGCCAAUACGACUUCAGCAUGUUACGAGCACGAUUCGAAGACUGCCUCUUGGUACACACCUGGUGGCACAGGCCGCUUGGUUCUCGACCUCCCCAGGACGCCCCCCCUCCCGCUCAAUUCUGAGGAUAAAAUGGGCGAACGAAAGGGCUCGCCAAGAGAAAGAACACAAGAAAUACUGGGCACGUGAAAGCCGCGAACAACGCGAGCGGAAGAAGGAGGAGAUCAGACGGAAGCUUCGUGGCGAAGACUCGAAGACGCUGAAGGCAUACGCUCCGAAGCUCCCAUCAGCUCGGGAACCCAAGCCACCCCCACAUCCGGUCGACUUCAAGAACUUACCAGAGUCCCAAAAAUUCAAAAAGAUAUUCCUACAGCUGGAUAUUGGGCUAGCCGCCUUGGAUUACCGAUCGGUCCAACUGCCUGACGAAAUGAAUCGCGCCUUAUUCAAGUACCUGCGCCUUCAAAUAUCUCCGCGGCAUGUCAUGAGAAACUGGGACAGGGAGUAUUUUGUGGAGAUGAUGAACGAGCAUCCCUACUCAGUCCUCCACAGGCACAAGUACGAGCAGAUGAAGAAGAACAAACCACUCUGGAUUUGGCUAUACGGAGUCACCCAGGUCGCGUGCCCGGCCGUCGUCAGUCAUGCCAGGAGGGCUAUGAGGCGCGAGAUCCACGCCGCCCUCGACGCCAGAGGCUACGAUCCCGAGGGGCGUCUCGUCAAGCCCGCAAAGCCAGGCAGGGGAAAGGACACUCUCCUGAGAGGCGACUUGAAAGGAACGAUAGCCCUCACCGCCAAGCUCCCCGCUGACGUGGUGAAGAGGCUCCCACGGACCGAGUUGCGGGCCGCGAUGGACAUGGCUGUGGACCGCCUGAUCAAACUGAAGGACGCGGAGCAGAACCCAGAGCGUUUCAAACGCGAUUACGAGAAGCUGCUAGAGCAGAGAGUAAAGGACGAGAUGGAACGACGAGAACAGGCGGCCCGGCGGGAGGAAGAGUGGCGGGAAGAGCAGUUCCGGCAGGAGGAGGAGCGGCAAGAGAUGAAAACACAAAGGAAUGAGGAACGGCAGCAAAGAGCCGAGGAAAAGAGGCUCAGGCAGGAGGAGAAGAAGCGCAAAACCGAGGAGAAGAAACGCCGGAUUGAGGAAGAAAGACCUCUGAAUUCGGGGUUGCUCUGGGGAUGA
Molecule: messenger RNA, 1179 nt
Organism: Colletotrichum orchidophilum
Lineage: Eukaryota; Fungi; Ascomycota; Sordariomycetes; Glomerellales; Glomerellaceae
Exons: 1
Coding region: 1-1179 (392 amino acids)
Source: RefSeq, a predicted model, not a curated record